Molecule: messenger RNA, 426 nt
Organism: Melampsora larici-populina 98AG31
Lineage: Eukaryota; Fungi; Basidiomycota; Pucciniomycetes; Pucciniales; Melampsoraceae
Exons: 4
Coding region: 1-426 (141 amino acids)
Source: RefSeq, a predicted model, not a curated record
AUGAAUCUUUGCAAUGUGUUUUUUGCUGUGGCGUUUAGCUCUUUAUUACCAUCGGUACUGUCUCAAAGAUUGACCAUCACUUCUCCUGAGCCCAAUGCGGUUGUGACACCGGGCGCUGCUACGGAUAUAGUACUUCACUUGACAUCCACCACCUCCUCCGUAAAGCAAGUCGCAUGCACCCUUGGCCUGCGACCCGUAGGCGGCGGCAAGGCCCUCUAUGUUUCCAACACAGCUUUCAAUGCAAACGGACCAAAAUUUGAUGAGCAAAAGCUUACCUAUACUUGGACAGUGACUUUACCAAGUGCCGACAAGUUCGGAGAGGGGAUAGGCCAGAGUUACAAUUUAACACUCUCGCAAUAUUACUUGAUCAGUGCUACCAGCACUCCAGUACUCUCCGAGUUUUCUAGUCUUGUUACUGUUAAAUAA